AUGGCGGCUGUUUAUGUUAUUAUAAGUCAUAGGAAUCCCUUUCGACGAGAAAGAAUAUUUCGAGACAGAAAUGAUCCAAUGGAUUAUAUGGAUGAUCAUGAGAUUAUCUCAAAGUUUAGACUCCCUCGCCAUUUGAUUCAGGGUAUCUAUGGGGAGAUCGAAAACCAUACCAGAUGGCCUACAGGAAGAUCACACUCACUUCCACCAUCCCUCCAAGUCAUGGCUGCUUUACGGUUUUUAGCUACGGGGAGUUUCCAGACGGUUACUGCUGAAUUGCAUGGUAUAAGUAAAGCAAGCAUAUCAGGAAAUGUUAGGGAUGUGCCUGAAUCCUUAGUAAAAAUCAGUCCAAGAUAUAUAAAAAUGCCUACUGAUGAGACUGCAAUUACAAAUACUAUGUUCCAAUUCUCAAGAAUAAGUGGAUUUCCAAAUGUUAUUGGUGCGAUAGACGGAACACAUGUUGGAAUUAAGUCUCCGAGUUUUCGAGAAAAUGUCUCUAUGAACAGGAAAAAUUAUCAUUCAGUUAACACCAUGGCUGUGUGUGAUGCCAAUUUAAAGUUUCUCAAUGUAGUAGCAAAAUGGCCAGGGUCAUCACAUGACUCAUUUGUUUGGAACAAUUCUAAAAUUUGUCAAGUUUUAGAAAACAAGAUAAUAUCAAGAGGGUGGCUUUUAGGUCACAGUGGGUAUCCACUUAAACCAUAUUUACUCACACCUGUUCUAAACCCAACCACCGCUAAAGAAAAUGCCUACAAUAAUGCUCAUAUGAAAACAAGAAACGUCAUUGAGAGGUGUUUUGGUGUAUGGAAAAUGCGAUUUCGUUUUGUGGACACAUCAGGUGGUGCACUUCAGUUCUCACCUAAAAGAACCUGCAAUAAUAUAGUUCCAACUGCAGUUCUGCAUAAUAUAUGCAUUGACAAUAAAGUCCCAGACCCAGUUGGAAGGGCCGUUAUUAAUGACGGAACGACAAUGUGUAUCGUGGGACAUUGA
Saccostrea echinata is the source of this 984-nucleotide messenger RNA. Its product is annotated as putative nuclease HARBI1. The record is from RefSeq and is a predicted model, not a curated record. The transcript has a single exon. Lineage: Eukaryota; Metazoa; Mollusca; Bivalvia; Ostreida; Ostreidae. The coding region runs from base 1 to 984 and encodes 327 amino acids.